AUGUUGAAAAAUGUCUUCAGAUCAUUUUUUCUUAACCCACGACGUGUGGCCGAUUUGUUCUGCAAAUGUCGUCGUUCGUCACUGGCCAGGGAAUGGCAGGAGAAGACAUUGUCGGCCAGGUUGUCACUGCUGAAAACGAGCUAUAAAGAAUUUGAGUGGGAUCUCUUCAGAGUGUUGAGCGAAAAUAAAGACACAUUUGUGCUGUCUAAAUUUACAUAUGGUCUGAACAAAUCUGGUCUGAAGGCCAAUGACGAGAGAUUAUAUUCGGUUUACAAGAAAAUUGAGGAGUUGAAAUUGAAAAAUAAAGGAUUGAGAGAAGAAGAAAUACGAAUAAAUUUCAAUGAAAUGAAAGAUUUUCUUGCUGAUAAUGUUUUUUUAAUCAGACAGGCUUUUGUCAAUAACAUGAUUGUGCCCCACUUCUCAGACUUCUGUGUGAGGGUUGAUGAUCUCUACUGGGCCUGCAGGCGAAAUCUGACUGGAAAAAUAACAUCCCACUCAAAAGUAUUAUAUGGACAGAAGUUAGAAUCUUGGGCAGUUUCAUUGUGUACGAUUGAUGGCCAAAGACAUAGCACUGGGGACUAUGGAACACCAGUUGUUCUUCAUACUUGCUGCACGCCUGUUAAUUAUGCCUUAGCCAUCAAUGAACAUGGAGCCAAUAUUGUUAACCAGUACAUCUCCAAUGAACCCAUUCCAAGAAACAAGGAUGUUUUAUAUUUAUCACCAUCAAAUGUUCCUCAAAAUCCAAUUGAUGUUGCAGGUGCUCUUCUAGUUACGUCACUUCUCAAUGUUACACAGAACUCUCAGCAGACUUUUGAUAGAAUUGUUGCCAGGUACAACGAAAUGAGUGGCAGGACCAGCAAGAAGAUAACGUGGAACAGAAGUUUCUACAUCCACGAGAAGGGGGCGGAGUUAGGAAUGCAGGCAUAUGCACACCACCUCAAGAACAAUCUCUGCUUUCCAUGUGGCACAGACAUCAAUGAAACUGUUGAUCUGCUCUAUAAGCUCUAUUCCAUUGAAAUGUCUUCAGAAAGUUUGGCCAUCCUCGCUGCCACUUUGGCUAAUGAUGGUGUUUGUCCGAUCACUUCUGAACGAAUAUUCACCUCAGAAGCAGUUCAGUCAACCAUCUCGAUAAUGCUCUCCUGUGGGAUAUCCAGCCACUUCUCCGUGAAGGUUGGCAUCCCAGGAGUGGCAGGCAUUUCUGGAGGGGUCAUGCUGGUGUGCCCAGGUCUGUUGGGGGCUUUCCUCUGGUCUCCACCACUGAAUGACCAGGAAGUUAGUGUUAGAGGGCUGCAGUUCUCCGAGAGACUCUCCGAGAUUUUUGAUCUGCACUAUUUUUCAUUCAGCAAACCAACAGCACCAACGACAUCUCACCAAGUAGAAGGUUUUCCAGGAACACAAAAACUACAAAACAAAAGUUCAAGUAAUGUUCAAGCAAUAUUUGCAGCCUCAUUGGGUGACAUUCAAGCUCUAAGGAGCCUGCACAUGAUGGGGCACAACAUGGAGAGCCCUGAUUACGAUGGGAGGACCCCACUGCACCUGGCUGCAUCUCAAGGAAGAAUGAAUGUUGUUAAGUUUCUUGUGGAGAAGUGUAAUGUUGAUAUCAGUGUUAGGGACAGGUAG
Helobdella robusta is the source of this 1620-nucleotide messenger RNA. RefSeq lists its product as hypothetical. Gene Ontology annotation, biological process: L-glutamine catabolic process. Bases 1 to 1620 code for a protein of 539 amino acids. The transcript has 7 exons. Lineage: Eukaryota; Metazoa; Annelida; Clitellata; Rhynchobdellida; Glossiphoniidae. The record is from RefSeq and is a predicted model, not a curated record. Gene Ontology annotation, molecular function: protein binding; glutaminase activity.